Molecule: messenger RNA, 1992 nt
Organism: Anas platyrhynchos (mallard)
Lineage: Eukaryota; Metazoa; Chordata; Aves; Anseriformes; Anatidae
Gene: SPMIP4
Product: sperm microtubule inner protein 4
Cellular component (GO): centrosome
Source: RefSeq, a predicted model, not a curated record
UCCCCCAUCCCACCUGGGGAGAGUGAUUGAGCAACUGGGUGGUGCUCAACUGCCCACUGGGCUAAACCACAACAGGUGAAGCAAACCAUCAGCUACUUGAGUCUCAGAUCCACGCCCCCAAGCAUGCUGUAACAUCCUCCUCCUUCAUGCUGUAGGUAACCCCUUGCUAACAUCACCAGCUGCCUCAUUCUGUGUAUCACCCUGGAAGAUCCCUAGCACUCUCUCACUGUGAUGUCAAAUAGUACCAGAACCCCAGCCUACGCAUACUCACAGUGUGCUGCACUGAACAAGAAGACCCUCAAAUACAAAACAUGAUGAUGCAUGACCAGCCCCGCUACCACAGGGAAAUUAAAGGAACUGAAAGCCUAUCGAGAACCUUUGAGUCCAAUGAGAUACUUACUCCACUUCAAAUUCCUUCACGUCUAACUGUCUCACAAGACAGAUAUAAAAAGUUCAGGGAAUCCCUUUACUGCUGCAAGCUUCCUGGGGGAUUACAAAGUGUGCAUGGGGGAACUGCACUACCUGUAUUGCCAGAAGACCAGAGGGCAAAGGCCAAGUCUCCAUGCACAGUUGUUAGAGGACAUUACCAUUUUGGUAGUGCUGUUGACCCUUGUCCAAGAGGCCUUCCCGUUGAGCAGUACUAUGAUGUCACCCUGCUGAAAAAAAGUGAUGUGCGUAUGAAUGACGAUCUGCUUCAUAAGCCGCCAAGCAGUUUGGCUAAACCGCUGUGCCUGCCGUUUCCCAUCUCUCAUCCCUACCAGACACACAUCUCUAGGUAUGCCAUGUUCCCAAACUUCAGAUCACCUGAGGAUCGAGACACCGGGGUCGAUGCAAGCAAUCAUCAGCCUUUCCACCCCAAUAUCCCUAGCAAGCCUUAUGAUGUGGUUGUUCUAAGGAAGACCAAAGGUAAUCCAUACAGGCAUGAGGUUGUCAGCAUUCCCCCUGACUCCCUGAAGAAAGCUUUGCACUGGCCAGGACAAUACACAUACUUCCAACUUCCUAAAUUUGCUGAAGAAAAGGGUCAAAUAUACUACCCUAAUCCACCAAAGAUGGUGGCCCCUAAUUCCACUUUUAAAGAGCUAGAACAUAACCUCUCUCCAAGAACAACCAACAUGCUACGAAACACUGAAAGGGCUCAGGGGAUCACAACAUACAGUCGGAACUUCACAGGAAGAGGCCCUAUGAAUCCCCUUAUACUGGAUGACUAUUACAUGAAAGCAGUUGGCAGACUAACUGGAGAACUAGGUACAGACGUGGAACUUAAAGAAACGUUUCUGUCUAGUCUCUCACAAGUGAGACCUCUUGAAGGGCGCACUGCACGUUUACUUCAAGGCCGACGUCCCCAUGAAUCUAUUCUGCAAGAACAGGGCUCCUGCCAGGAGCAGGCCCAACCGCCUUGCCUGUAUUACCAGAAAGAUCAUUAUCUGGAUACAGGGCUGCCAAUAAACGAAUUUCAGAAAAUCGCUGACACGUGGCAAACAGAAGCAUUGUACAAGAGGCAGUUUUCAGGAAUGUCUGAACUUGAAUCCCUUCCAAAAUCUGCACAUUGCCUUUCCUGUGAAGAUAUCAAGCCCAAACAUUUGGACCAACAUACAGUAUGGGAAAACCCAGUCAGCCUAAAUAAACCAGUCUUACCACAGGAUGUAAACAGCGAGGAAAGAAGAAUUGAAUUGCACAACCUCUGGUACCAAGAAGCAAGUCAGCCUGCAUGGAGACCAGAGAGGCAAAGAGAGACAGCACUGCCUGAAUGGAUCCCUGGCUUUGAGGUUCUUCAGCGCCCGACAGCACUGCUGGAGCUGCAGGAUUCCUUCUCUAAGACAGCAGCACAAAAACGUUUUCAUGAUUCUAUCAAUGGAGAGACAAAAGAUCUCAGAGAUAACAUCACUGAGGGAAGGAGACACAAAUUCUAUGGAUUCAAUGCUUUUUAUUUCCAUAACUGACACAUUCACUGGUCUUUUUAAAAUACUAACAAAUUAAAAGUACUUCAAUGUA